Molecule: messenger RNA, 1496 nt
Organism: Mucor mucedo
Lineage: Eukaryota; Fungi; Mucoromycota; Mucoromycetes; Mucorales; Mucoraceae
Product: ankyrin repeat-containing domain protein
Exons: 6
Coding region: 16-1344 (442 amino acids)
Molecular function (GO): protein binding
Source: RefSeq, a predicted model, not a curated record
CAUUAUGACAAACCAAUGAAUUCAAAGGACCGAUUAGAACACUUAUUACGACAGGUCGACAAUAAGAAACUAAGCUCCAUGAUGCAACAUGAAUUUAAAAUCAUGCUUGUUGACCAACAACGGCUAGUGACGAUGCUCGAACAACGCUCUGAAUUACUCGAAAACGAAAAUGACGAACUCAAAGUAAUCAUUAAUGAUAAUCAGCGAAGAUACGAAAAAGCGGUUCGGGAAAUGCAGUUUUUUAAAAAGAAAUAUGAUGCACUCAAGCUAAAACAAAUUGAUUGCCGAGAAGAGAAUAGGCAACCAAGAACAAGGAAGGAUUCAAAUGCGGGAACUAGUAUAUACAGUUCUAUGGCACCAUCCAUGGUAUCUGGCGCCUCCUCCAUCAUGUCUGUGCCACUUCCCAUGUCACCCACACGUUCAAGCAUAUCUGCUACAGGAAGUUCUAUAAUUCAACAAAGGAGAACAGAUCCAUUAACGUUUGGUGGAUCAGAUGCCCUUUGGGAUACUAUAGCAAAAGGUCAAGGGAGUGAUGUGACAGUUGAAAAAAUCAUAAGUAAUUUCUUGCGUCGAGGUGGAUCACCAAAUACUGCCAAACAAUCACCUUCAGCAAAUACUGUCAAGUACGGAUUUGGAAUGAUUCAUGCCUUAAUUGUGACGAAAGCACCUGAUUCACUGGAUUUGCUUUUACAUCAAGGAGCAAAUGCAAAUGCUGUUACGAUGAGUCAGAUCGACGAGGAAAAGGUGUCACCAUGCUAUUUAGCAGCAAGCAUUGGUUGGUUAGCAGGCCUCGAAAAGCUUGUUUUGGCAGGUGGCGAUUUGAUGUCCGCUCGGGGAGGUGGAGCUAGAAAGAAGACAGCACUUCAUGUUGCAGCAGAAUUUGGUCAUGCAGCGGUUGUAGAAUACAUUGUGAACAUGACACAGGGUGUAUUAAAUCUGGAGACUGAUGUCAUUGGAGCAAACACAUUACAUUACGCUUGUAUGUCAGGAUAUUCAGAACUUGUUGCGUUUGUGAUUGAAGUGUGUCAGGUGCCAGCCAAUGAAAAAGAUCGUAGAGGGGAAUCCCCAUUACAUUGGGCAACGCGAAGUGGAAGGUUUGAGGUAGUUACUCUAUUGAUAGAGCGAUUCGGAUGUGAUGUGAACUCAUAUGUCAGCAAAAAAGUGAGCACGCCGUACGAUAUGGCUAAAUCAGCUGGACAUAAAAAGAUUGCGGAAUACUUGAAAAGCGCCGGAGGUCUUACAUCUAAAAAGAUGGAUAAGAGACGAGAUGAAGAACUAUCGAAUACUGUACCAAAGCACUUGGAAUCUGUUCUUACUAAAAACGGUUUCUUUAUGGAUAAAUAAUAAUAAAAAAAAAUAAACCUCGGUCGGAGUAACUAUCACAAGUAUUAAAUUUGGGUGAAAAAGCAUGGUUUUUCACCAGAAAUAGACCGUAUUGAUUGUCCACUGCACACACACUGUACUAAGGCACAAAGGGUAAAAGAAAAAAAAAAAGA